AUGAGGAGUCUCAGCCAGAGCCAGGGGGAGUCUUUGCCGCCAGCACACACGGGCACCUACCGCACGAGCACAGCCCCAUCUUCCCCUGGUGUCGACUCCGUCCCCUUGCAGCGGACUGGCAGCCAGCAUGGUCAGCAGAACCCCGCAGCAGCCACCUUCCAGAGAGCCAGCUAUGCCGCCGGUCCAGCCUCCAAUUACUCAGACCCCUACCGACAGCUGCCCUAUUGUCCUUCUGUGGAGUCUCCAUACAGCAAAUCCGGCCCAGCCCUGCCACCUGAAGGCACCUUGGCCAGGUCUCCGUCCAUUGAUAGCAUCCAGAAGGACCCCAGAGAAUUUGGGUGGAGAGACCCGGAGCUGCCGGAAGUCAUCCAGAUGUUACAGCAUCAGUUUCCUUCAGUCCAGUCUAAUGCUGCCGCCUAUUUACAACACCUCUGCUUUGGAGACAAUAAAAUUAAAGCCGAGAUAAGGCGACAAGGAGGCAUACAGCUCCUGGUGGACCUACUGGACCAUCGGGUGACGGAAGUCCACCGUAGUGCCUGUGGAGCUCUGAGGAACUUGGUGUAUGGGAAAGCCAAUGAUGAUAAUAAAAUCGCCCUGAAAAAUUGCGGAGGUAUCCCAGCGUUGGUGAGGCUUCUCCGCAAGACUACGGACCUGGAGAUCCGGGAGCUGGUCACAGGAGUCCUUUGGAACCUCUCAUCAUGCGAUGCCCUCAAAAUGCCCAUCAUCCAGGAUGCCCUGGCAGUGCUGACCAAUGCAGUGAUCAUUCCCCACUCGGGCUGGGAGAACUCGCCUCUGCAGGAUGACCGGAAAAUCCAGCUGCAUUCAUCCCAGGUGCUUCGCAAUGCUACCGGGUGCCUAAGGAAUGUGAGUUCGGCUGGAGAGGAGGCCCGCCGCAGGAUGCGGGAAUGUGAUGGACUCACAGACGCGUUGCUGUACGUGAUUCAGUCUGCCCUGGGAAGCAGCGAGAUUGAUAGCAAGACCGUUGAAAACUGUGUGUGCAUCCUAAGGAACCUCUCCUACCGGCUCGCAGCAGAGACCACUCAGGGACAGCACAUGGGCACGGACGAGCUGGAUGGACUGCUGUGUAGCGAGGCCAACGGCAAGGACGCAGAGAGUUCCGGGUGCUGGGGCAAGAAGAAGAAGAAAAAGAAAUCCCAGGACCAGUGGGAUGGAGUAGGACCUCUUCCAGAUUGUGCAGAACCACCAAAAGGGAUCCAAAUGCUGUGGCACCCAUCAAUAGUCAAACCCUACCUCACACUGCUCUCCGAGUGCUCAAAUCCAGACACGCUGGAAGGGGCGGCAGGUGCCCUGCAGAACUUGGCUGCAGGGAGCUGGAAGGGCUGGGCUGAGGAUGUGGCAGGCAUGGCGUAUGCCCUACAGUCACUGCCAGAGGGGGCUCCCUGCCUGCCACAGUGGUCAGUGUACAUCCGAGCUGCUGUCCGGAAAGAGAAAGGGCUGCCCAUCCUCGUGGAGCUGCUGCGAAUAGACAAUGACCGUGUGGUGUGUGCCGUGGCCACAGCCCUGCGGAACAUGGCCUUGGACGUCAGAAAUAAGGAACUCAUCGGUAAAUACGCCAUGCGAGACCUUGUCCACCGGCUGCCUGGUGGGAACAACAGCAAGGCCAUGUCAGAUGACACAGUGACUGCCGUCUGCUGUACACUGCAUGAGGUGAUCACCAAGAACAUGGAGAAUGCCAAGGCCUUACGGGACGCCGGUGGCAUUGAGAAGUUGGUCGGCAUCUCCAAAAGUAAAGGAGACAAACAUUCUCCAAAAGUGGUCAAGGCAGCAUCUCAGGUCCUCAACAGCAUGUGGCAGUACCGCGAUCUGAGAAGCCUCUACAAAAAGGAUGGAUGGUCACAAUAUCACUUUGUAGCCUCAUCUUCCACCAUCGAGAGGGAUCGGCAAAGGCCCUACUCUUCCUCCCGCACGCCCUCCAUCUCCCCCGUGCGUGUGUCUCCCAACAACCGCUCAGCAAGUGCCCCAGCCUCACCUCGGGAAAUGAUCAGCCUCAAAGAAAGGAAACCAGACUAUGAAUCUACUGGUAGCAAUGCUACUUACCACGGAAAUAAAGGCGAACAUGCUUCCCGGAAAGACACCAUGACAGCUCAGAAUACUGGAAUUUCAACUUUGUAUAGGAAUUCAUAUGGUGCGCCCGCUGAAGACAUCAAACACAACCAGGUUUCCGCACAGCCCGUCCCACAGGAGCCCAGCAGAAAAGAUUACGAGACCUACCAGCCGUUUCAGAAUUCCACGCGCAAUUACGAUGAGUCCUUCUUUGAGGACCAGGUCCACCAUCGCCCUCCCGCCAGCGAGUACACCAUGCACCUGGGACUCAAGUCCACUGGCAAUUACGUCGACUUCUACUCAGCUGCCCGUCCCUACAGUGAACUGAACUAUGAAACAAGCCACUACCCAGCCUCCCCCGAUUCCUGGGUGUGA
Molecule: messenger RNA, 2439 nt
Organism: Chrysochloris asiatica (Cape golden mole)
Lineage: Eukaryota; Metazoa; Chordata; Mammalia; Afrosoricida; Chrysochloridae
Gene: CTNND2
Product: catenin (cadherin-associated protein), delta 2
Exons: 16
Coding region: 1-2439 (812 amino acids)
Biological process (GO): cell-cell adhesion; dendritic spine morphogenesis; cell-cell junction assembly
Cellular component (GO): nucleus; postsynaptic density; plasma membrane
Molecular function (GO): cadherin binding
Source: RefSeq, a predicted model, not a curated record